Phodopus roborovskii (desert hamster) is the source of this 1408-nucleotide messenger RNA. RefSeq names its product transcription factor SOX-1. Gene Ontology annotation, molecular function: DNA-binding transcription factor activity, RNA polymerase II-specific; RNA polymerase II cis-regulatory region sequence-specific DNA binding. The record is from RefSeq and is a predicted model, not a curated record. Gene Ontology annotation, biological process: regulation of DNA-templated transcription; anatomical structure morphogenesis; cell differentiation. The coding region runs from base 103 to 1278 and encodes 391 amino acids. NCBI's taxonomy places the organism in Eukaryota, Metazoa, Chordata, Mammalia, Rodentia, Cricetidae. The transcript has a single exon.
AGUCUCUCUGGGCUGAUCCUCUCUCCACCCACCCACCCCCACCCGGCCGUCUAUGCUCCAGGCCUUCUCUUUGCGGUGCCGGUGAACCCGCGAGCCGCCCAGAUGUACAGCAUGAUGAUGGAGACCGAUCUGCACUCGCCCGGCGGCGCCCAGGCGCCCACGAACCUCACGGGCCCGGCCGGGGCGGGCGGGGGCGGUGGUGGGGGCGGGGGUGGCGGCGGCGGCGGGGGCACCAAGGCCAACCAGGAUCGGGUCAAGCGGCCCAUGAACGCCUUCAUGGUGUGGUCCCGCGGACAGAGACGCAAGAUGGCCCAGGAGAACCCCAAGAUGCACAACUCGGAAAUCAGCAAGCGCCUGGGGGCCGAAUGGAAGGUCAUGUCCGAGGCUGAGAAAAGGCCGUUCAUCGACGAGGCCAAGCGACUGCGCGCGUUGCACAUGAAGGAGCACCCGGAUUACAAGUACCGGCCGCGCCGUAAGACCAAGACGUUGCUCAAGAAGGACAAGUACUCGCUGGCCGGUGGGCUGCUGGCGGCCGGCGCAGGUGGCGGUGGUGCGGCCGUGGCCAUGGGCGUGGGCGUGGGCGUCGGGGCGGCGGCCGUGGGCCAGCGCCUGGAGAGCCCUGGUGGCGCGGCGGGAGGCGGCUACGCGCACGUCAACGGCUGGGCAAACGGCGCCUACCCCGGCUCGGUAGCCGCGGCAGCCGCGGCCGCAGCCAUGAUGCAGGAGGCACAGCUAGCCUACGGGCAGCACCCCGGCGCGGGCGGCGCGCACCCGCACGCGCACCCGGCGCAUCCUCACCCGCACCAUCCUCACGCGCAUCCUCACAACCCGCAGCCCAUGCACCGCUACGACAUGGGCGCACUGCAGUACAGCCCCAUCUCCAACUCUCAGGGCUACAUGAGCGCGUCGCCUUCGGGCUACGGCGGCAUCCCCUACGGCGCCGCAGCCGCCGCCGCCGCAGCUGCUGGCGGCGCGCACCAGAACUCGGCUGUGGCGGCCGCGGCGGCUGCAGCGGCAGCAUCCUCGGGUGCCCUAGGCGCCCUGGGCUCGCUAGUCAAGUCAGAGCCCAGCGGCAGUCCGCCGGCCCCCGCGCACUCGCGGGCGCCGUGCCCGGGGGACCUCCGCGAGAUGAUCAGCAUGUACCUGCCCGCUGGGGAGGGUGGCGACCCGGCGGCGGCAGCGGCUGCCGCGGCCCAAAGCCGGCUGCACUCGCUGCCACAGCACUACCAAGGCGCGGGCGCGGGCGUCAACGGCACGGUGCCCCUGACGCAUAUCUAGCGCUCCGGGGACGCCGGGGACACUGUGGCUCGAGGCUGCCAACCCGGCGACGACGAGCGUGAGACCUGCGCCAGAACCUCCAGAGCUCUACUUUGUACAGACGUCUUCACGUUCUUGUAAAAAAAGACGG